AUGUCGGCUUCUCUACGCAGCAAGAGACCCCUGCAAGAGACUCCUACAAACUCUCAACAGCAACGAAAGAAAGCUACUCGGUCGAAAGCAGCAGUCCCUAGCACCUCAACACAAGACCAUGAAGGCGACGAUCAUGACUCACUAAGUGAAGAUGAAGACUAUUUAUGCAGCGAUUGUGAGGCCCAACAGGACAAGUAUCAAGAGCCGUGGCAAGGACCAAUGCAAGUCAGACAUUUUUGGCAGCUCGACAAAUCCCUCAAGAACAUAGAAAACGAAAUGGGUACGGACCUUCACGUCCUAGUGGAAGGAAUGGACAGGACCGAAAGCAAGAUACUACGUGUCGAAAACAUACUGAAGCAGCUCUUUGCAAACAGUAAGAAGCUCCCAGCAGGAACGACUGCAGCUCCAGCUCGGCAACCGACCAAAAAGACCGUACCCACAGCUGGCUCUGCAGCGGCUCAGGCGCCUUCGCAACAAUCCGCUGGAGCAACUUCACAAUCGUUUCCAUGGCAUUUGAUAUCCCGACUCGAGAACAUCGCUUUCAACAACGAUUAUGUGCAGUACGAACGCAACUUCAGAAGCCUUGUGAGCCUCGUCGUGGCUGCGCACCCUUCUUCAUUCCCAUACUUCUACCUGAAGGAGUGCUACCUGAAGCCUCUACCUGAGACCGAUCGACUCGAGCUCGAGAAGGCCCAACCAAAGACAAUGGAGGCAUUGUACGCCGAGUCGCUUCGCAUUGAGUGUGUCAAGUCGGCUGGUUCGUUAUUUUCAGGCAUCAGUCGACUUGUCGAACUCGGCGACGACCUGUCCAUGUUUCCGUCUUUAUUCGCCUCGAAUCCCUCUACAAGAUGGUUGGCUUUCAAGGCAGCUUUCUCGACUCCCACUGCAGCUUCGUCGACUCCUACUGCAGCUUCCUCGACUCCCACUGCAGCUUCCUCAACUCCUACUGCAGCUGCGUCGACUCCUACUGCAGCUGCCUCGACUCCUACUGCAGCUUCGUCGACUCCUACUGCAGCUUCCUCGACUCCCACUGCAGCUUCCUCAACUCCUACUGCAGCUGCGUCGACUCCUACUGCAGCUUCCUCAACUCCUACUGCAGCUGCGUCGACUCCUACUGCAGCUUCCUCGACUCCCACUGCAGCGUCCUCGACUCCCACCGCAGCGUCCUCGACUCCUACUGCAGCUGCGUCUGGUCCCACUGUAUCCUCGUCAAUUAGCGCUGCAGAGGCUGCUCCACAAUCCAAAUCUCAGGACAGCAGUCGCGCUCUCUGA
Microstroma glucosiphilum is the source of this 1272-nucleotide messenger RNA. RefSeq lists its product as hypothetical. The record is from RefSeq and is a predicted model, not a curated record. Lineage: Eukaryota; Fungi; Basidiomycota; Exobasidiomycetes; Microstromatales; Microstromataceae. The transcript has a single exon. Bases 1 to 1272 code for a protein of 423 amino acids.